Molecule: messenger RNA, 1400 nt
Organism: Didymodactylos carnosus
Lineage: Eukaryota; Metazoa; Rotifera; Eurotatoria; Philodinida; Philodinidae
Source: the annotation of a GenBank genome assembly
GAAACUUGAACAGCUUCACUUUUCUUUUAUAUUUCGCUAGCUAUGAUUAAGGAAUUUUUUUUUAUUGUGCAGAAUGAGUACAUUGAGUUUGAAUUCACUAUGCAUAUGCAUAUGAAUACAGUGCGUUUCCAAUGCAGUGUGCACGCGCGCCUACUGUCGCAAAUUCUCAUUAAAAACACUGUACCCAUUUAAUAAACGAAAGAUAAAUAAAUGAAUCUUUCAUUAAGCUGUAUCAGAAAUCUGUUUGAUUGAUUUCAUAUGUAACUUACAGUAAUCAAUCUAUUUUAGAUGCCACCAAAAUCAACGGGUUCUCGAAAAAAAAAGCUAAUGUUCAAUGGCUAUUGCUGCCUUUGUGGAUUAGGAAAAAAAAAUAGUAACAGACAUAAGUUGAUUUUUAUUAGGAAUGUUGAACAAGCGCAACGAUUUCGCGCAAUAUUCGAGCCGCAUGUGUCUCAUUUACAACAGAUUUCAUGUUUAGCUGGUCAUUCUUAUCAUGCAUCAUGUUAUUCAAAGUUUCAGAAAAGAAGACAACGUUUAUGUAGGUAUUAGACAAACUCUGCCGCCCAGGUUUCAUUAUUUGGAUUUCGACUUCUUUGUUUAUAGCACAUAGUGAUGAAGUGACAACAAAUGAAAGAGAAGGUGCUAUCGGAAGCGUUUCUUUAGCCGAAAGUGAGCAAGAAGCUUUUAAUAUCGAGGAAGAUCCAAUAAUUACAACAACAUCAAAUAAUCAUGGUUAUUCAUGUGUGAACCCGACUGUCUGUUCUUUUACCUCUCCUGGUCAAGAAAGGGCAAUCAACAGCAAUAAUCAAUGGGAAGAAAUGGCUUUUCUAGACGAUGCUCAAGAAGCUGAUAACCUACCGGAUAUCAAUGAUCCUGACGAAAGUAAUCCAAGUAGUGCUCUAACUGAUCGAAUGAGUUCAAAACUAAAUUUUUUUUUACCUAGUGGAAGUGCAUUUGGACCAUGUAAUUACGAAGGAAUUGAUCAAAAAAUAUUUUCUUUGUGGGAAGAUUUAAUUAGUGUAUGUGCCAAAGCAAUGAAUAUUAAUAACGAGAAUAAAAUUAUUUUGGAAAUUCAAAACCAGAUUCAUGCAUUAUUGAAAAAAUUGUGCGAGGUAGUCCAACGUGAAAUGUCCGAGAAAAAAAAUGCGCCUGUGAAUCAAAAAUAUCAAACUAAAGAAAAUAUUUCGAGAUCAUCAAUAAUACAUGGAUCGUUUACGUCAUCAAGUGUAAGCAAUGUUGAAUUCUUGAAUUGUGAAAAUAGUAAUAAUUAUAAUAAUAAUAAUAAUAACAGUAAUAACAAUAAUAAUCAUAAUAACAACCACAAUUUGACAAGAUUAACAGCUUAUGGUAUCGAGAACGAUCGAAAUGUGUUUGUUGAGGACGAGAACGAAAAACUCUGA